GUUGAAAUUUGUCCCAAAAAAAAAAAAAGUUAUUUCAAGUCAAAUUUUCUUUUUCUUCCUCGGAAUAGCAACAAGACACAAGUAGCCCUACCAUAUAUAUGAAGCGCUUUCCUUGAACGAGUUUCAUUUCAUACAAUUCUCUUCUCCGUUUUUCCUUCCAAAGACUUCAAACACAACUUUACCCUGUCAAGGAAGGACACGAUCUCUGUCUGAAAAUCUCUUGUCCUCCAUAAAAGAAAGAUAACAAAAAAGAACCCAUCUUGUACACGUUAUUUUUCGAUACAGGAAAGGAAAAAAAAAAGGAAAGACAAUUCAUGUUUUACUCUUCUCUAUCUUCAAAUCUUUGUUGAAGUUUCAGUUUUUUUUAUUAUGAACGCCAUCAAUUUCAUCAGCAAUUACACCAUGAAGCUUCCUUCAAGGGUCCUAAACCUCAGAAACGCAUCGUUUUUGGGGUUCAGACAUUCGUGUAAUACCUCUUGUUGUGAACGAAAGCUUUUCUGCAGGAGCAAAGCUUUUCUGUUCAAUUCCAGUAAAAACUCUCAAUUCCACGCCUACCCUUCUCGAUUCUUGGGGUUUCAACGCGUUAUCAACAAUACCGAGAAGUUGAAUUGCUUACCAAGUUUUUUUCCCCAAUCCAGGGCGGUUUCAAGGCCUUACGGUGUCUCUGUUGAAGCGAGGGUAGCAUCAAGGGUAAGGGAUCUCUCAACAUCGGUUGAAACCCGCGUAAAUGACAAGAAUUUCGAGAGAAUUUACGUGCAAAACGGCAUUAGUGUGAAGCCACUUGUUGUUGAAAGGAUUGACAAGGAUGAGAACAUUGUAGGUGGAGAAGUUCCCCUAUCUGAAGAUGCAAACAACGUGAAGAAUACUGGGGAAGGUUUGAGAGAGGGAAAAAGUGAAAUUUCAGUUGAGAGCGACAUUGAAAAGGAGGCAUGGAGUUUGUUGAGAAAUGCAGUUGUGACGUAUUGUGGAUCCCCUAUUGGUACAGUGGCUGCAAAUGAUCCAGGUGAUAAGCAGCCUUUGAAUUAUGAUCAGGUUUUCAUUCGUGAUUUUGUGCCUUCGGCUUUGGCUUUCUUGCUUAAAGGUGAAGGGGAGAUUGUCAAGAAUUUUCUCCUCCAUACCUUGCAGUUGCAGAGUUGGGAGAAAACUGUCGACUGCUAUAGUCCUGGACAGGGUUUGAUGCCUGCAAGUUUUAAAGUCAGAACUGUACCUCUUGAUGACAAUAAGUUUGAGGAAGUGUUAGAUCCAGAUUUUGGUGAAUCAGCAAUUGGUCGUGUUGCACCAGUGGACUCCGGAUUGUGGUGGAUUAUAUUGUUGAGGGCAUAUGGGAAGAUCACUGGCGAUUAUGCAUUGCAAGAGAGAGUGGAUGUUCAAACAGGAAUAAAACUGAUCCUUAACUUGUGUUUAGCUGAUGGAUUUGAUAUGUUUCCUUCUCUGUUAGUCACUGAUGGAUCCUGCAUGAUAGACAGAAGGAUGGGUAUUCAUGGUCAUCCCCUUGAGAUCCAAGCUUUGUUUUAUGCUGCUCUACGUUCUUCUCGUGAGAUGCUCACAGUAAAUGAAGGUUCCAAGAAUUUGGUGAGGGCUAUCAACAAUAGACUGAGUGCACUAUCAUUCCACAUCAGAGAAUACUAUUGGGUUGACAUGAAAAAAAUCAAUGAGAUAUACCGCUAUAAGACAGAAGAGUACUCCAUGGAUGCUACCAACAAAUUCAAUAUUUAUCCCGAGCAAAUUCCUUCAUGGCUUAUGGAUUGGAUACCUGAAGAAGGAGGGUAUCUAAUUGGCAAUCUACAGCCAGCUCACAUGGAUUUUAGGUUCUUCACACUUGGGAAUCUCUGGUCCAUUGUUUCAUCAUUGGGGACUCCAAAACAGAAUGAAGCUAUACUCAACUUAAUAGAAGCCAAAUGGGAUGACAUUGUGGGGCAUAUGCCUCUCAAGAUAUGCUAUCCUGCAGUGGAGAACGAGGAGUGGCACAUAAUUACUGGCAGUGACCCAAAGAAUACCCCUUGGUCCUAUCAUAACGGUGGAUCUUGGCCAACACUUCUUUGGCAGUUUACUUUGGCUUGCGUCAAGAUGGGCAGAUUAGAACUAGCCCAGAAGGCUGUUGGUUUGACAGAGAAGAGGCUUUCAAUAGACCAUUGGCCUGAAUAUUAUGACACCCGAAGUGGGAAGUUUAUUGGAAAGCAAUCUCGACUUUACCAAACAUGGACUAUUGCUGGUUUCCUGACCUCCAAGAUGAUGGUGGAGAACCCACAGAUGGCUGCCUUGUUAUUUUGGGAGGAGGACUACGAGCUUCUUGAGAUCUGUGUUUGUGCACUGAGCAAAAGCGGCCGGAAGAAAUGUUCUCGUGGUGCUGCUAAAUCUCAGAUACUUGUGUAAUUGAACACCAUUCUUUGCAAGGCGGAGAGCCUUUUUACUGUACAGCCACAAGUUUAGGGUCUGAUAAGCAAAUUUUCAAUCCUUGAAAAGUUCAACAUACAUGUUUGUAUUACAAACUAGUGUAGUAGUAUAGUCAUAUAUGUUAUUUUUGCUAUCAAUCAUGGAAGUUGAUUGGCAUUGGAAGUAUAAAUGACUGGGAUAACAGAGCCUGAACUUAUAUUAUGGCUCCUCCCGAAGUUAACGGAUUGUAUAUUGUUUAGCAAUUUUCUUAAUCAAAAGGCAGCGUAGCAGGAUAUUCAUUUUU
Messenger RNA from Durio zibethinus, 2677 nucleotides. RefSeq names its product Plant neutral invertase family protein (gene A/N-INVA). Gene Ontology annotation, biological process: sucrose catabolic process. Gene Ontology annotation, cellular component: mitochondrion. Gene Ontology annotation, molecular function: sucrose alpha-glucosidase activity; endo-alpha-N-acetylgalactosaminidase activity. NCBI's taxonomy places the organism in Eukaryota, Viridiplantae, Streptophyta, Magnoliopsida, Malvales, Malvaceae. The record is from RefSeq and is a predicted model, not a curated record.